GUGUGUGUACAUUAUACACAUGUACACACACACGCGUUGCACACGUGCCGCGUGUGUGUGCUCGUGCUGGCUUUCCCGCCGUCUCUUGGCGGCAACGACAGCGGCAGCCGGCUCCAGUGAGAGUGUACAGGCGACAGAGAGUCACUACAGGCGACAGAGCGAGUGUACAGGCGACAGUGAGAGUGUACAGGCGACAGUGAGAGUGUACAGGCGACAGUGAGAGUGUACAGGCGACAGAGUCACUACAGGCGACAGUGAGUGUACAGGCGACAGUGAGAGUGUACAGACGACAGACUCACUACAGGCGACAGAGAGUGUACAGGCGACAGAGAGUGUACAGGCAACAGAGAGUGUACAGACGACAGAGAGUGUACAGGCGACAGAGAGUACAGGCGACAGUGAGAGUGUACAGACGACAGUCACUACAGGCGACAGAGGGUGUACAGGCGACAGAGUGUACAGGCGACAGAGAGUACAGGCGACAGAGUCACUAGUCUGUACAGGCGACAGAGAGUGUACAGGCGACAGAAGUACGGUGUGAAUGUGCUGCUGCAAAUUCUACUGCGACGCCCAAACAGGGAUUGAAAGUGUGGUCCUGCGUGUGUCAUGGAGCGCCUGCUGGAGCUGGGUCUCGAUGGCCUAGCGAGGGGUCAGCUGACAUCAUGCGAAGCAGAACUGCAGGAGCUGAUGCGGCAGAUCGAUGUGAUGGUGGGACAGCGCAAGCAGGAGUGGGAGCGCGAGCUGCAGGCGCUGUCGGCCCGCCUGGAGGUGCGUGAGCAGGAGCUCUUCCUCUGCCGCUCCACGCUGGAACGCAAGCACCAGGAGGUGGGCAUGCUAAAGCAGCAGCUGGAGACGGCGGAGACCUCCCACGCGGCGGUGGCUCAGCGGUAUGAAGAGGAGCUCAAGUAUUGCAAAGAUCAGCUCGGCAAGCUGAAGGGCAGUUACGAGAAACUCCAACGGCAUCAGCGGCGUCAGGCGAGUCGGAUCCGACAGGACACGGAUGGCAGUCUCGCCAGUGCAGAGCUGGGCCACCUGUGUCAGAAGCUGGAGGAGUUCCGAAGUCAGUCACUGGAGUGGGAGAAGCAGAGGAUCAUGCACCAAGAGCAGGUGGCCCAUCUGGAGUCACAGAGGAGAGCUCUAGCUGCCGAAUGCACAGCCAUACAGCAGCAAUCGCUGAACUACCAGGCCCAGUUGACCUGCUGGCAGAAUUCAAUGGAGGAGAAGGAUCAAUGUGCGAUGUCGCUCCUACAAAGCCAACUGGAAAAAGCCAGCAAGGUGCUGCAGUCCGAUCGGGGUGCAGUGCAGCAGCUCGGAGAGGACCUGCACAAGGCGGAGGCUGCGUGUGGGCCAGAGGCGGAGGACAGGCAGCGUCUGCGCGAGGAGCUACACCGCACGUGCCAACACGACAGACGGGAGGGCAGCGCUGUGUCCGUUGGGCAGCUGGAGCUGGAGAACCGACAGCUGCGGAGUGAGCUGGCUGCCCUGUGCUCUGCCGCCGCUGUGGUGUCUCAUCACCUCCCCGAUAUGGAGCGAUGUGAAGAGCGGUCGGUGAAGGAGCAGCGGGCAAGGAGUGAAGGUGACAUGUAUGGGCCGCACGGCCGACUGGGUGGCGCAGAGAAACCGCUCCAGUUUAACAUUCAGCACCUGUUCUCACUACCGGAUGGAGGAGAGCAGGGACACCCUGUGUCUGAAUUGAAGGCCGCAGAGUCUGCUGGGUCUGCUGGGUCUGCUGGGUCAAGGCACGCGACAGCCGUUGCCGCUGUCCCUCUGGCUGCGAGCCUUGAACCUCUACCCUACCCCAGAACCUUGUCUGAUGAUGAACUAGUCGACAGCUUUGCCAGUGUUAAUGAACCAGGAAGAUUGUUUCACACAAUGAAGACACAGGAUCUGGAUCUACUGAUUUCAGAUGAGCCGGUUGGGUCCAAUGCGGCUGUUGAACAAUUUUUGGAAGAAGAGUCGAAGCGUGCCAAGGAUCUGGAGAGACUGGUGGAAGAGCACAUGGACGGCCUGCGCAGAGAGACUCGACUCGCACUUGAGCACUUGGGUCAAGCCCAUGGGUCCCCAGCAUGAGCAGUAUGUGGAGUAACAAUGGGCAACUAAAACCCGUAGAUUUAUAAAGCUGUGUUUGGUCACGUAGACUUGUUUCUCUUCUUGGUUUUGUGAGUAGGUCUCAUGGUGUCAAUAACAUGUGUGUAUGCCCAGCCAAUACCGCUUGGCAGACGAGCCAGCACUAUUGUCAUGUAUCGACCCCCUAAAAGGAUCUCAAGUCCCAAGCCAUCGCCUAUAGCGGGUGACCAGCUGUGUGUGGUACCACCCAUUUCACGUUACAACUGCGUUUGCUGGUUUUCAUGUUUACCUCCCAGGCUUAGAGGGUUGGGGUGUGGGGUUGGGUUGGGUUGGGUUUGGG
Messenger RNA from Petromyzon marinus (sea lamprey), 2407 nucleotides. RefSeq names its product centrosomal protein of 63 kDa-like. Gene Ontology annotation, biological process: centriole replication; de novo centriole assembly involved in multi-ciliated epithelial cell differentiation. NCBI's taxonomy places the organism in Eukaryota, Metazoa, Chordata, Hyperoartia, Petromyzontiformes, Petromyzontidae. The record is from RefSeq and is a predicted model, not a curated record. Gene Ontology annotation, cellular component: centriole.